Molecule: messenger RNA, 3253 nt
Organism: Hypomesus transpacificus
Lineage: Eukaryota; Metazoa; Chordata; Actinopteri; Osmeriformes; Osmeridae
Product: 6-phosphofructo-2-kinase/fructose-2,6-bisphosphatase 2-like
Exons: 16
Coding region: 244-1851 (535 amino acids)
Biological process (GO): fructose 2,6-bisphosphate metabolic process; fructose metabolic process
Cellular component (GO): cytosol
Molecular function (GO): 6-phosphofructo-2-kinase activity; ATP binding; fructose-2,6-bisphosphate 2-phosphatase activity
Source: RefSeq, a predicted model, not a curated record
UCUACUUCCUGUACUAGACGUCGGGGAGGAGCUACAAUAAUAAAAUACGUGAUGCAAAAGUGAAAAGGCUACUGAAAGAGGGAAAACAGCAUUUGUGUGGGUUACACCUGCAGUUUGAAUCCCAAUGAGAGCGCAGAUGAGCUCACCUUGUUAAGAGUGACCUGACCUCCGCCUCUCCAGCCGGCACCCUGCUGUGACAGGCCCAGGCCCCAGACAGAGUGAACAACUGAGCCCUCAUGUAUCAUGGCUGCCAACCAACAUAGAGUCAGAGCUCAGGGCAAUGCAACAGAGGGGAAAAUGACUGAGCCCAGGACUACUGAGAAAAAAUGCUCAUGGGCCUCCUACAUGACCAACUCACCAACUGUGAUUGUGAUGAUUGGCCUACCUGCCAGGGGGAAGACCUACAUGUCCAAGAAGCUGACUCGCUACCUCAACUGGAUAGGAGUGCCAACCCGGGUGUUCAAUCUCGGAGUCUACAGGAGAGAAGCCGUGAAGUCAUACAAGUCCUAUGACUUCUUUAGACAUGACAAUGAGGAGGCCAUGACGAUCAGAAAACAGUGUGCUCUUGUGGCACUGCAGGAUGUCAAGGCCUAUCUGAAUGAAGAAGGAGGCCAGAUUGCUGUUUUUGAUGCCACCAACACCACCAGAGAAAGGAGGAAACUGAUUCUCAGAGUAGCUAAAGACAAUGCUUACAAGGUGUUCUUUGUAGAAUCUGUAUGUGACGAUCCCGAUGUCAUAGCUGAAAAUAUUCUGGAUGUGAAGGUGUCCAGUCCAGACUACCCAAAGAGAGACAGAGAGAGUGUGAUGGAAGAUUUCCUGAAAAGGAUAGAAUGUUACAAAGUUACUUACCAGACGUUAGACCCUGAUAAUUAUGAUAAGGACCUGUCCUUCAUACAGGUCAUCAACGUGGGACGCCGUUUCCUGGUCAACCGGGUGCAGGACUACAUCCAGAGCAAGAUCGUUUACUACCUCAUGAACAUCCACGUGCACUCCCACUCCAUCUACCUGUGUCGCCACGGCGAGAGUGACUACAAUUUGGAGGGGCGUAUCGGGGGUGAUUCUGAGCUUUCAGCCAGAGGGAAACAGUUUUCUGCAGCUCUGAAGGACUUUGUUGAAGAACACGGUCUGUCUGAUCUGAAGGUGUGGACCAGCCAGCUGAGAAGGACCAUCCAGACUGCCGAGGAGCUGGGCAUUGCCUACGAGCAGUGGAAGAUCCUCAAUGAGAUAGAUGCUGGUGUAUGUGAGGAGAUGAGCUAUGACAUGAUAAAGCAAACCUACCCUGAAGAGUUUGCUAUGAGGGACCAGGACAAAUACCAUUACCGCUACCCAGGAGGAGAGUCCUACCAGGACCUGGUACAGCGACUAGAGCCUGUCAUUAUGGAGCUGGAGCGUCAAGGCAACGUGCUGGUCAUCUGUCAUCAGGCUGUUAUGCGCUGUCUUCUGGCUUACUUCCUGGACAAAAAUGCAGAUGACCUACCCUACAUGAAGUGCCCCCUUCACACAGUCAUAAAGCUCACCCCAGUGGCUUAUGGCUGCAAGGUAGACAUGUUUGAUCUGGGGGUGGAGGCUGUUAACACACACAGAGAGAGACCACUAGACAAAGUCCCUACAGAUGUCCGCCUGCCCGCCUUUCUCAGAUGGAACAGUUUCACCCCCCUCUCCAGCCACGACCAGGUCAAGCGCCCACGCCUUUACAGCGCUGGCAACCCCUCCCAGCAACAGGAGGCCCUGGCUCCCUCUCUGUGCAGCAUGCCGUUUCCAGAGGCAUCCGAGGGGGCAGAGAUGCUGCAGAGCCAAGAGUCUGUUAACUACUUUUGCCCCGGAGACACAGGUGAUAGUGUUGACAGUUAAAGAAGUGAGUGUACAAAUGGACCUGUCAUCUACAAGGUUCAGCUUCCUAUCUAAUACCAGUUGGAUUGCUUUGAUUCUCCCUCCUCUCCAAAGGAAGUUGUCAAGUGUCUGAGGCCCUUGUCAACAAAUUCCUGCAAUUCUAUUUACAGUAGAUUGUCAAGUGUAAUGGAAAAAGCAAGUCACUGCCUCUGAUGCAGAUGUCUGAUUAUGGCCAUGUAGUGGCCAGCGUUUCUUUUGUCAUAUUGUGUCAAAGCCUGUGCAUCUGUGUGUAUUACACCAACAUAUCUAGCACAAAAGUCAAUGUUAAAUUCACUGUACACCGAAAUACAGUAUAUGUCAAAUCUGAAAGUGUCAAACUUUUAAAUGUGUUGUGAAUGUUGCAUUGAAAUAGUUGAUUUGACAACAAAGGUUAGGUUUUGCUAUAGGAGAAAAAUAUCAACACUUGGUUUCAAUCCAUAUGGCCUCAUUUGCUUCUGAUGUACAGAAGCAUAGUUUCACUGAGUCAUUCAGACCCUAAAGUGCUGGUAAACAUUUCUGGAUUUCUGCAAUGUGGCCUAGGCCAUAAUAAGAGGUUACCUCAGGCUGAACUAUUUCUACAGAUGUCAGUUUUACUAGUUAUCUUACAGUCCAAUACAUCUUACAGUCUUUGGCCUUAUUGCUUAAUUAAUUCCCACCGUAUAGAGUCUUAUAUUGGAAGCCACAUGACAUCUUAGAUUAGGUUCCAAUCGUAAUUCAUUCUCAGGUGUAUCUGAACUACAGAUGUAGAGUAGUUUCUCUACCAUUACAUCACAACUUUUGGCACUUGGGACAUCCUCACUGCAUUCCGUUUCUCCUCAGUCAUGGGCUUCAAUGCUGUGUACUCUGAAUCCAUUGGAUUCCAUCCGCACUGCUUCAUGUUAUUUUUUUGACUGGACAGUAUGAGUGCAACACUGUAUUUUUGAAUGCAGCUCAACUGGCAACAUAGGGUAGGAAUAAAGUAUACAACAGAGUGGCCCCUGUAUGUAUAAAAUUGAUAUGGGUGGCUGCUAUUUCUUAUUCUGAUAUUUUUAUAUUUCAACAUUGAAAGAUAAUGUUCAAUGUUUGAAUGCAUAUUUAUUGGCAAAUUUAUUGGCAUUUUUGUUUUUUUAUCUAUCAACAAUGUAUGCUAUUUGUAUGGUUGUAAUUACUUAUAACAUACAGGUCAGUUUUCUUUCAGAAAGUGCUAUGGUCUGACUGCUCAUUCUACUCGUCAUAUGAUACUGUAUUUGGCUUUGAUGUUUUUUAUUUUAUUUUUAUUAUUGAGAACCACAAGGAAAAUAUGUAACAUCACAUCUGUUUGACAGAGUCUUUGUUAUGAUAUUUUAAAAUCACAAGACUAUUAUUUACUGUAUAUGCUACACUUAAUAAAUAACAUUCAAUUUUG